Ahaetulla prasina is the source of this 3113-nucleotide messenger RNA. RefSeq names its product tripeptidyl peptidase 1 (gene TPP1). The transcript has 12 exons. Gene Ontology annotation, biological process: proteolysis; central nervous system development. Gene Ontology annotation, molecular function: tripeptidyl-peptidase activity; serine-type endopeptidase activity. Lineage: Eukaryota; Metazoa; Chordata; Lepidosauria; Squamata; Colubridae. Bases 49 to 1878 code for a protein of 609 amino acids. The record is from RefSeq and is a predicted model, not a curated record.
CUUUGUCAGGUGACAGCUGGCGCCUGACUCUAAGCCGCUUUGGUGGGGAUGGCGCGGUUGGAACUCCGGGAAGAGUCGAGAGCUGCGGCCGGCCGGAGGGGGCGGCCGCUGGAUUCCCCUCCGCCACCCCGUCCCGCCCCGUCCGGGCGAUCCCGCUUGCCGCCGCUGCUGCUGUUGCUCCUGCUGCUCUCGCCAGCCUUCCUUUGCUCCGGCGCAGCCGGCGCCCGACCUCCGGAGCCGGACCAGCCGUUCCGAAUCCCUGACGGGUGGACUUCUCUGGGCCGCGUGGCCCCCGCCGAGCGGCUGAGCCUGAUUUUUGCGCUUCGGCAGCGGAACGUGGAGCGGCUGAGCGAGGUGGUGCGCCACAUCUCCUCACCCGACUCACCCAAUUACGGGCACUUCCUCUCCCUGGCAGAAGUGCGUACUUUCGUCUCCCCCUCUCCUCUGACAUUGAACAGUGUGGACAAGUGGCUGGUGGUGCAUGGGGUCCAGGAUUGCCAGAGAGUCAGCACCCUGGACUUCCUGCAGUGCUCGAUGCCAGCCAGCACUGCUGAGCAGCUGCUCCCAGGAGCUCAGUUCCACCGUUAUGCAAAGGACGCUCGCAGGGUCAUAAGGUCCCCUCUGCCUUACCUGCUUGAUCAAGAGCUAGUGGACCAUGUGGAUUUUGUGGGGGGGCUGCACCGUUUCCCAGCUGAACGGAAGGUGGUGAGCCGGGCCUGGGCUGCAAAGAAGUCACCAUCGGGAGGCGAUGGGCAGUCCAGUUUCCAUCUGGGUGUGACACCGUCGGUGCUCCGCCAGCGAUACAACCUGACCCACAUGGAUGCGGGCAACUUCUCGCGCAACAGCCAGGCCUGCGCCCAGUUCCUGGAGCAAUACUUCCACCAGGCCGACCUGGCUGAGUUUAUGCAGCUCUUCGGUAGAACGUUUCCCCACCGCUCCCAGGUUGACCAAGUCAUUGGGCCCCACGGCUUUGGCUUAGCUGGCUUGGAGGCCAGUCUGGACGUGGAGUAUCUCAUGAGCACGGGUGCCAACAUUUCCACCUGGGUCUUCAGCAAUGCAGGUCGCCACGAGAGCCAGGAGCCCUUCCUGCAGUGGCUGCUCCUGCUCAGCAACACCAGUGGGCUGCCGUGGGUCCACACAGUCAGCUAUGGAGAUGAUGAGGACAGCCUCUCUCAAGCCUACAUGAAGCGGGUCAACACAGAGUUCAUGAAGGCCGCCGCCCGCGGCAUGAGCAUCCUCUUUGCCUCAGGUGACUCUGGGGCCGGCUGCCGGGCAGUUUUGGGGGGGAAGCAUGUCUUCCGGCCCAGCUUCCCAGCCUCCAGCCCUUAUGUGACAACCGUUGGGGGCACGGCCUUCCAGCAGCCCUUCCUGGUGGGCACUGAAGUGGCAGACUACAUCAGCGGAGGCGGGUUCAGCAAUGUCUUCCCUAUGCCCGACUACCAGGUAACGGCCGUGAAGCGUUUCCUGAGCACAUCGCCUCAUCUGCCCCCCGCCAGCUACUACAACAGCACAGGCAGAGCUUAUCCAGAUUUGGCGGCCCUUUCGGACAAUUACUGGGUGGUGACCAACCACAUCCCCAUGCCCUGGGUCUCGGGAACCUCUGCCUCCACUCCCGUGGUGGGGGGCAUUAUUGCCCUGAUCAAUGACUGGCGCCUCCAGAGAGGGCUGCCUGCCCUGGGCUUCCUCAACCCUGCCCUCUACCGGCUCCAGGAAAGAGGGAACAGCACUGCCCUCUAUGACGUGAUCCAUGGAUGCCAUCUGUCCUGUCUGGAUGCUGCUGUGCAAGGCCAGGGCUUCUGUGCUGCCCCUGCUUGGGACCCCGUCACAGGCUGGGGGACCCCCAACUUCCCUGAGCUGCUGCGUGGCCUCCUGGGCUAGCAUGCCAUGGCUUGGGCCUUGCUGGUGGCCAGCUUUGCAAUCAGGAUGGGGGAGAGGGAAUGGACUGGGUGUGUGACUGGGAGGCUACAAUGGCACAUGAGGGGGGGCAUCCUGCUCCUGCCCCAAGGGGUUUCCUUUUUUCCAAGUGAGAACUGUGGCAGAGGGGUCUAUCAAUGCCAAGAAGCCGGCCACUGCCAGCCAUGCAACCCUGGGGUUUGGGGGGGAGGUUAGUGUUGUGCAAAGUGCUUUGAAUGCAGAAUCCCAGAAUCCUAUUUCAGGUGUGAAAUGUGAUGUUGCCAAGUGCCCCAACCGCCAGCUUCCCAUUGGACUCCAGGCACUGCAGUCUCUGGCCCAUCUAGAAGCCUUGGGACUGGGUAGGGACGCUUGAAAUCGCACAGCAAUAUUUGGCCCAAGGGGUUGUUCUAGUCCUCCAUAAAGCAAUUGUUCCAAAUCCCAGGUCAGGUAGGGCUGUUAAAGCCGUCAAGUCCUGGCAGAAAUUCUGAUAUGAGCCUAUUCGGAUUCAGCUUGACCGCAUCAAUCCCCUGCCUGCCUGCACCGAAAGCAAGUUCCACUGUCCAGUCAUCUGCCAUCCUGCAACUUAAAUCUAUGGUUUUGUGGUCUACACACUGGAAUAAAGGGCAUCCUGAAACUCUGAAGUGCCCAAAAGAGGGCGAUCUCUUCUCUCCUGCUGGCUCUUUUCAGGCUAAGCCUUUCCACAGGCGAAGAUCACUCCUGCCAGCAAUGACAGGGCAAACCACUAGUGCGUAACAUGAGAGCAAGCCCCUCUUCCUUCCAGCACUGAUGAUGUUACCUAGUUUGAUCAGGAAAUGUCUGCAAGGAAACCACCAACCUUGGAGCACCAAGGUCCCCUCAUUUCCACUUUCUUUAGUCUGUCUUGGUUUCCAGCCCCCCCACCCAAUCAUCCUUUAUUCUUCCAAGUUCUCUGAAUUCUAAAAUGCAUUACCCAGAGCUAAGCAGAUCACAUAAAGGAGAAGAAACUGAAAUGGUUAUUUCUCAAAAUCUUGAGAAGCUGCAGAUUGUAGAAACUUAUCAAUUCACCCUAAAAUUGCAUUUGCCCUUAUUGCAACCAAGUUCACACAGCUGACUCGGUUUCUAAAGGUAAAGAGAUUCCUUGAGUCAAAGGUGGGUGUUAGUUAUCCCACCCAAUUUUGUAUCACCUAUAGAUUUGAAUAGUAUUUUCUCCAAAAUGAUUAAUAAAAAUACUGAAAAAUAAA